AGUCUGCGCAGUAGAGAGGGAUCUGGACUGACAGGUUGUUCCUGAAGAGUCUCUUCCGGUCUUAAUUCCUCCGGUCUCUCUCCGGUCUCUCUCCGGUCUCUCUCUAGUUGUGGUUCCUGGUUGUGGUUCCUUUGGUUCUGUUAGUUCUGGUUCCUGUGGUUCUGUAGGUUCUGUUAUUGAAGCAGCAUGUCGGAGGAGUUCUCUCUCCAGGAAGUGAUCGACUCCUUCAAGCUCAGUCUGUCCGACAGCAAGGAGAUCUUCAUGGAUCAAUAUGUGGAGGGCUGGAGGGCGCUGGUCAAGUUGCUGAACAGCCUUGGCAGUGUGUUUGGCUUCAUCUCCAAAGACGUGGUGAACAAGCUGAGCAUCCUGGUGUCGCUGCGGGGGGGUCCUGAGGGGGCUCACUACCUGUCGCUGCAGUCCAUGGUUCAGUACGAGCUGCAGAGCGGCUUGGUGGAGGGGGGGGAUCACCCUGCGUCCGGCACCAGGGGGGUGUCUGGCUGCCGGACCCUCCUCCGGCUCCACAGAGCGCUCCGCUGGCUGCAGCUCUUCCUGGGGGGGGUCAGCAGAGACGAGGGCACCCCCCCCACCCUGUGCUCCUUGGCCUACUCCCAGUCCCUCUCGCAGCACCACCCCUGGGUGAUCCGCUCUGCAGCCGGCCUGGCCUUCAAGAUGCUGCCCCCCCGAGACCCCUUCCUGAGGAUGCUGAACGCUGGAGAGCCCCCGCAGGCUGUGGAGGUGCUGGGGGGGGCCGUGCCCGUGCUGGGGGAGGUCUACACCAUCACUGAGGAGCUGUACUCCAAACAUGACCUGCUGAAUCUACCCUGAGACACACACACACACACACACACACACACACACACACACACACACACACACACACACACACACACACACACUGAGAGACACGUCACACGACACCUGAUCAGAGUCAGACCAAUAACAUUGCAGCUCUCAUUUAGAGAAUAGCUGUUUCUGUAAUGUGUGAACACUCAGGUGGUCUUCAGGUGGUCUUCAGGUGGUCUUCAGGUGGUCUUCAGGUGGUCUUCAGGUGGUUUCUGAUGUACUAUAAUGUAUUAUAUAUAGUGUUUAUAAUAUAACAGCUUGGUGAUUCAUUUCUUCCUGUCUAUAAAUCUCUCUUUCUUUAAA
Molecule: messenger RNA, 1146 nt
Organism: Trematomus bernacchii (emerald rockcod)
Lineage: Eukaryota; Metazoa; Chordata; Actinopteri; Perciformes; Nototheniidae
Gene: cptp
Product: ceramide-1-phosphate transfer protein
Exons: 2
Coding region: 187-825 (212 amino acids)
Biological process (GO): ceramide transport; intermembrane lipid transfer
Cellular component (GO): membrane; cytosol; cytoplasm
Molecular function (GO): ceramide 1-phosphate transfer activity; ceramide 1-phosphate binding
Source: RefSeq, a predicted model, not a curated record